UGCGUUGUUGUUUCCGGGCUGACAGCUCAGCUGGCGGCCGCUGUCCGAGGAGCUGAGCCGUCAUGUCACUGCAGUUCAGUGAUGAGGAGUUCCAGCGCGCCUGGAAGGAGCUGGACGAGCCGCAGCUGGAUGGAGGCUGGGAGCUCUUCACCGAGACGAUGGAAGUCCAGAUCCACCGGCUUUACGAUAAGGAAACUGGACUUUAUGAGUACAAAGUCUUUGGUGCUCUUGGAGGCUGCACCCCAGAGCUUUGUGCAGAUGUCUACAUGGACUUGAUGUAUCGGAAACAUUGGGAUGGAUAUGUAAAAGAGCUCUAUGAGAAGGACUUUGGUGGACAAACAGCGAUCUACUGGGAAGUGAAGUACCCGUUUCCUCUGUCAAACAGAGAUUAUGUGUACAUAAGGGAGCGGAGAGACCUGGACGUAGAUGGCCGAAAGAUCUGGGUGAUCCUGGCCAGAAGCUCAGCGGAGACGGCAUGUGCAGAGAAGAAAGGUGUGCUGAGGGUGAAGGACUACAAGCAGAGCGUCGCCAUGGAGAGCGAUGGAGCCAGUGGCACUAAAGUGUUCUUGAACUACUUUGACAACCCUGGGGGAAUGAUUCCUACCUGGCUGGUGAACUGGGCAGCGAAGAGCGGGGUCCCAGGCUUCAUUAAGGAUUUGCAGAUGGCUUGUAGCAAUUACAAAACAUACUGCGAGAGGAAAUGAGUGCAGCUGAAGAGCUUUGAUGAGUUUUCUUGCAGCUCUGUUUUCUCUUUGGGACGGGGGGGUUCUAGGGUUGUGUUCGGGGGGAAUGUGGCAUGUUGUUUUUUGCAGCUCUUCCUGUUUACUCGGGCAUGAUGUGCUGGACUGGCCGCCCUCAUUGAAGGGCUGAUGUCAAUCAAUUAUGUUCUGAUGUGCUGAGUUACCCAUGUCAAUAAUCAUGCACUCCGCUCUCUUUGGCAUUUGGGAACAUUUGGGGAUAUUUUCUUUUAAUCGACUGUUUUGAAGAUUUGAAAAUGUUAAUCAUUCUGUUUGGCUGUAUUUGCUUAAACAAUCUGCCUCUCUUUGGACAUGAUUUCAUGACUUUGUCUUGGUUUGUAAUUGUUUACAGUUCGUGUUGAAUCAGACUGAUGCAAUAUAUUUUAAGCUUGAGCCCAUUGGGAUCUUUUACUAUUACGAUUCACUGGUAUUGUGAUAAUGAAUGAAGUGUAGUUGUGUUAAUAAAAAUGCAUGUAAUGUAAAUUCA
Girardinichthys multiradiatus is the source of this 1224-nucleotide messenger RNA. Its product is annotated as phosphatidylcholine transfer protein-like. The transcript is spliced from 6 exons. Gene Ontology annotation, molecular function: phosphatidylcholine binding; phosphatidylcholine intramembrane carrier activity. NCBI's taxonomy places the organism in Eukaryota, Metazoa, Chordata, Actinopteri, Cyprinodontiformes, Goodeidae. The coding region runs from base 63 to 704 and encodes 213 amino acids. The record is from RefSeq and is a predicted model, not a curated record.